AUCCUCUUCAAUCCAAACCCAAGCUGCGUCGCCUCUGCCACUAUGACGAACCCUCCAGAUCCCACGGGUGAUGGCAGGCCGAUACUGCAGCCCGUAAGUGCCGGAUCGUCGGGGAAUAUCUUCCUGCUGGCGCCCGAUCUGGUGGUCAAGCUUGGGCACUUAGGAUGGCCCCACCACGUCGAGCACGAGCACAAGGUCUACGAAGCACUGGGCCCUCACCCCCGUAUCGUCGAAUACCUGGGCACCUGGAACGACAUCAACCGCUCCGCUGUUCUCAGAUACCACCCCCGUGGCUGUCUUCGCCAAGUUCUGCAACGCGCUGCGGACAACGAAGUGCCGGUCCCGCGCCGGAAAUGGGCCGUCCAGCUUGCCGAGGCCCUCGUCUUCAUCCACUCCAAGGGCGUCGUCCACGGCGACAUUAACGCGAGCAACGUGCUCGUCACGGACCACGAUGACGUAUUGCUUUGCGACUUCGCCGGUGCGGCGCUCAACGGCGAGCCGCCAGUCGUGGCCUGCUAUGAGAUCCGGCAUUUCCGCCCGAGGUCCAGUGACGACGAGUGGGUGAGUCGAUCCGAGGCCGACGAUUUGUUUGCACUUGGCUCGCUUCUCUUCGAGCUGUACACUGGCGAGAAACCGUUCAAGGACAAGGAGGAAAACGAGGUCGAGAAGCUCUACAAGCGGGGAAUUUUUGCCGACACCUCUAGGAUCCCGGCAGAGGUAGAGGCUUUGAUUAAUGGAUGCUGGACGGAGAAAUAUACGAACGCGCUGGAGCUUCUCCAGGAUGUGUCACAUCUAGCUACGAGCUGACCAAGCACAAGCACAAGCACAUGCUCGGCGUGUUCCCAUUUCCACGCCAUGUCUAGCAAUCGCACAAGGUGCUCGGCAUGAAAGUCACAGGCGCUACAACUCUCCUGUCG
Molecule: messenger RNA, 917 nt
Organism: Phialemonium atrogriseum
Lineage: Eukaryota; Fungi; Ascomycota; Sordariomycetes; Cephalothecales; Cephalothecaceae
Product: tkl protein kinase
Exons: 1
Coding region: 43-807 (254 amino acids)
Biological process (GO): protein phosphorylation
Molecular function (GO): ATP binding; protein kinase activity
Source: RefSeq, a predicted model, not a curated record